GGCUAUUUGUCUAAAAGGUAACAGGUUGCGAGGAGAAUAAUUUGCGUUUCUGCUGGAAGUGGAAUUAGCCUAUAUCCGAAGCAGUAUCAUUUUAUAUUUUUUCCCUUUCCGUUAUAACGUCUGGACAUACUUAAAAAAGACCUUCAUUUUAUCGAUCAAGACCAAAACGACGGGGACGAGAGGCACUGCACAAUACGCGUUUGAGAAUCGACAUUUGUCACAGCGAUGAGCGCUCUCUCGGCGGAGAGGAAGCCUCCCCUGGACUACGGCGUCCAGAUCCGCUUCAUCAAGGACCUGGCGGACACGGGCGGGGGGUACCCUCUGGGCGCGCGGCGGGGCAGCGCGGGGGCCCCCGUCUCCUCGCCCGGCUCCAAGUACGGCGUGGCGGUGCGGGUGCAGGGCAUCGCGGGGCAGCCCUACGUGGUGCUGAAGGAGGGGGAGAAGGGCGACUCCCUGCCCCGCCGGGUGGGGGGCGGCGCCGACCCCGCCCAGCCCCUGGGCCGUGCCCAAUCGCAGGACUCCCUGCUGGAGAGGAAGGCCAUGGCGGACUUCCGCGGCCUGGUGGCGAGGCCGCCGGGGGACGGGCGCUCGGGGAGCUACGCGGCGCUGAACGGGGGCGAGAGGCCGGCCGUUAACGGGGACGCGGCGGCGCGGGACGGGCGGGGCUCCGCCGCCGAAACCUUCCCGGACCCGCCCCCUCCGGUCACCGCCCCGGACGACCACCGCGACCCCGCCCCGGCCGUGGACACCGACUCCCUGGCGCCCAUCACCCGGCUCAUCAGCAGGUUCGGCGGGGGCGACGGUUCGGGGGUCCCUCCGAGGGGUCGGGCCAAACCCCCGACCCGGCCGAAACCGGGCGACCAUCUGCGGUCGGGGAGCCUCGACGUCCAGGACGGAUCGGGUCGCACCCCGCUCCCUUCCCCCGCCCCCUCCCCCGUCCCCAACUCCUACUGCGCCUCCCCCACCCCCUCCUCCACCUCCUCCUGCAGCAGCCUGGGGCGGAGCUACCGCCCCGGCAGACCCAUGGCCCGCCCCCCGGCCUCCACGCCCGCCUCCGGUUGGUCGUUGGGGAGGGUGGCUGCCAAGGAGACGCCGCCAAUCACCCAGGCAGAGAAGCAGGUUACUCCUGACCUGCUGAGAGACCAGGGUCAAAGUGCAGAGGUCACCAGCAAGGAGGAGAGGGCCAAACAAGCGGUCUACAACAUCCUGAAGGAGGGGUCCAACGAGAACAUGGUCGCCACCAAGCGCAAGGUGGACCUGGUCUUUGAGAAGCUCCAGGACCUCGGGGUGUCGCAGAGCGGUGACUCCACCAUGAAGGCGGAGUUGGAGGAGUGUCUGGAGGAGAACCUCAGGCUUCAGGAGCAUCUGGACCGCAAGACGGCCGAACUGCACCAGAGCCACACAGACCUGACACAGCUCCGCAUGGAGAGGGAGGCGGCCGAGCUGAGGGGGCGGGUCCUGGAGGACCAGCUGGCCCAGCAGCAGGAGGACCUGAGGAGUGUGGCGGAGGACUCGGCCCAAACGGGCUCUCUGCACACGGACCUGCUCUCGGCCCAGGCUGAGCUCUCCGACGCCGGCCUGCUGCAGCAGAGGCUGGAGGAGACGCUGCGCCAGCGCGAGAGGGAGCUGACCGCCCUGAAGGGGGCGCUGAAGGACGAGGUGGCCACUCACGACCAGGAGAUGGAGGAGCUGAGGGAGCAGUACGCCCAGGACAUGGGGAGACUGAGGAGCAGCAUGGAGCAGGUGUCCCAGUCCCAGCAGGGCAUUGAGGCGGAGCGUCUGAAGGUGAACGCCACCAUGAACUCCCUGGAGCAGCUGCUGGAUGCUUCCAGAGAGGAGCUGGGCACCACCAAAGAAGAGCUGCUGCAGGCCCGUCUGGAGAAGGAGGAGUUUGAGGAGGAGCUGAAGGAGCUGCAGGGAAGACUGAACGACAUGAAGGAGCAGAUACCAGAUCCUAGCCACACACACACACUCACACAGGACCUGCACCAGUGUCAGGACAGUCUGAAACAGGCCCGCUCCGACCUGGAGCUCCUCAAAACCCAGCUGGACAAGAAGGGGGCGGAGCUCAAGGCCCUGAAGAAGGCCAAUGAGGAACGGGAGGCGGAGCAGAGCCGAGAGAUUGACAGGCUGAAGCUCCAAUCGCAGAGGGAUAAAGAGGAGCUGGCUAAGCAGGCGGCGGGGGGAGAGGCGGGGUGGGAGGCGGAGCAUUUGAGGGACAGGCUGACCGCGAUGCAGAGGGAGCUGCAGGACUACAAGACCCAGCAGCAGGAGAGCAGCGCCCGGCUCCGAGACAAGAUCACCCGGCUUGAGGCCCGUUUGGAGUGCAGCUCGUCCCAGAGCUCGGAAGCGGAGCUGCUCCUGGAGGAGGAGACGCGGGUGCUCAGGGCCCAGCUGGAGGAGGCGCGGCGGGGGCUGGCGCGGCUGGGGCAGGAGCGCGAGGAGCUGAGCCGGCGCCUGGAGGAGCGCGAACGGGAGCGGGAGGGCCUGCGGAGGGGCAAGAGCGACCUGGAGGAGCAGAAACGCCUGCUGGACCGCUCCCUGGAGAAGAUCAGCAAGGAGAUGGAGCUGCUGAGCUCGGACUCGCGCCAGUCUGUGCAGGGGCUCCAGGCCCAGCUGGAGGAGUACCGCGAGCGCUCCCGAAAAGAGCUGCAGGAGGCCCAGCGCCAGGGCAAGGACCGCCUCACGGAGCUCCAGAGGGCCCAGGGCACCUCCAGGUCCCUGCAGGAGGAGCUCCUGCGGGUGAAGAAGGAGCUGCUCCUGUGCAGUGAGCAGAGGGACAGCGCUCAGCUGGAGAAGGACCUGCUCUCCAACCGCCUCAAACACAGCGAGGAGGAGCUGGAGGCCCACAAGAGCCUGCAGGGAGACCGCAGCAGGGAGACCCGCGCCCUGGAGGACCAGGUGAAACAGCUGGAGAUGGACCUGGAUGAAGAGAAGACCAACGCUGAGCUUCUAGAGGACCGCGCUGCCCGCAGCCGGCUGAAGGAGCUGAGGGGCCGUUUGGCGGAUAUGGAGGGGCAGAUCCGCCCCUCUGCGGGGGUGUCCCACCUGGGUCAAGUUCAGGAGCUGGAGGACCGGCUCCACAGCGAAGAGAGGGAGAAGAACAGUCUGCACUCAGCUCAGCGGCGUUAGAGGAAACUGAAGGAGCUCAACAUCACUCUGGAGGAGGAGAAACAGAGACACGCUGGAGAGAAGAUCAGACCCCUGUCCCAGCUGGCCCUGCGGGUGAAGGCCCUGAAGAGGCAGGUGGACGAGCGGGAGGGGGAGGUGGAGCGGCUGGAGGGCCUGCGCAGGAAGGCUCUGCGGGAGGGCGAGGAGCAGCUGGAGCAGCAGGAGGUGCUGCAGGCCCGCGUCUCCGCCCUGGAGGCCGAGCUAAAGCGGAAGACCCAGCUGGCGCGCCGCCCCCUCCUCAGCUAGGAGGACGAGGGACUGGACGACACGUCCAGCAUCGCCUCCCUGCUGUCAGAGCGCCACCUGCAGACCAGCGCCUGCUAGUGCGCCCGCGAGACCGAGGGAGGGAGGGAGGGAGAGAGAGACGGGGGGAACAGGGUACAGAAAGGGAGGGAGAGACUGGCGCUAGGUCUCCCGCCUCCCUCUACACUGACGGACAGAUGAAGGGUUGCUCUACGCUCGCUGCACAGGUCAUUUACUUUAGAAGUGCUCCCCCUGCUGGCGAGACCAGGACGAGUCCCGAGCGUGUGUUCACAACACUGAGAUCUGGAGCCUGUUCUGCUGGAAAAAAAACAGAGGGAUUUAUGGGAUUUCUCAUAUAGCGGCGCCUGAUAUCACAGCAUUAUCAAGGGGGAGUGGCUAUCUGGGGGGAGGGGCAUUCGGGCACAAGGUGCGUUGUCAUGGCACCAUACCCAAAAGGAGGCAUUCACCAGAACCCACUGUCUCUAUGGUGAGGCGCUGUGGCCCGAGUCAGUCUGGGACACAUCAGGGUCGUUACGCAGUUUUAUGGACACUCAGCGGUCCACUGCAGUGUGUGAGCUUUCUCACCUCUUAAACUUUGAGAAGAGGCCUUCACUGAUACCAGCUGCAUUCAUACUCACACACACACACACACACACACACAUACACACACUAACAUGCACACUACUACACACGUGCACACACAGGAAUGCAGUCACACACACACACUGACACACGUGCACACACAGUCCCAACAGAUACACCAAUAUCUAAAUGAAACGAGUCACCUUUUCAAAUUUUGAAAGUACAGGCUCCACGGAAGACUCCGGAAUCCACCAGCCUGGACACGUUGCUGGCCUUCACUGCCUUCAGCUUAGGGGCACUGAAUGUUUUCUUACUGUUUCUACUGAAUGUUGCUUUCCCUUUGAUUGUACCCGGUUGUGUGUCUGAGUUUGCACACGGUUUUUAAUGGAGAUUUGUGUUAUUUUUGACACUGCUGUGCCUUUCGAUUCACUGUGCAAAUGACACAUGCACCUGCCUUACACGGUUACUCAGUAAUGCAGGGUGAAGUUUUGAUGUAUAUUUUUAAUUUAGUACUCUUUCUGUCUCACUCUUCAUCUCCUGUUACUCUCUUUUCACUUAUCACUAUUGUUCCCACCAUCAUACUAGCCCAGACUACAUAUUGCUGUCAUAACAACCUUAUGGCAUGUCAUAGCUGCUUUAUUACUACCUACAUAGGCUGCUAUGUCACAUUAACAGGUUGAUUUUUUGCUUGAUCAGUAAUGUCAUGCUUAUGAUGUAUUUAUGCAUGUUUAUGUCACUGUUACGAAGGGGUUAUGCAUGUUUGUCAUGCUUAUGAAGGGGUUAUGCACGUUUAUGAAGGACUCGUGACGUUAGACUCCGUGAAGGAUGUUGUGUGUGCAUUGAUUUUUAGUUUUUGCCAUCUUUCCCUCAUUUGUUCUUUCUGGAUUCAUUUUUCUUCUGAACCUUCAUACGUCUUGUCUUCCUCUCCCUUCCUCUCCCUCACUCUCUCUCCUUUAUCUACCUCUUUCCCUCCAUCUCAUCUGCCUGUUAAGCUCCUCAUUAUCUUUCGCUCGCUCUCAUUCUUUCUGACUUCUACACAUUCCUAAAUAAAAUAACUGUGAAUAUUUUUCACUUAAGCCUUAAUUAUAAUUAUGAUUUUAUUCAUGUCGAUGUUAUUGUUGUAUAAAAAGAAAAGUAUUUCUAAAAUCAUUCUGAAAACUAUUAUAUGAUGGAUUACUAUUCUGGUUCUUGAGUCCAGUCUGUUCUCAUAUUUGACCUGUUACAACCGAAACACCCUUUGAACCUUUUAGUGAAUUUGAUAUUGAAGAUUUGUCAGAAUAUUAUGUUAUAUCCACAUUGAUGAUGGUUGUUUUAUUCAGUGUAACAGUGAGCAGUUGUACUUGCUGGAGAAUGCUACAUGAUACAAGAGAUUUAUUGUGCAUGCAGGUUAAUGAUAGGAAAUGAUUCUGCUUUGUAUGGUAGAAUGGAUAGUUGACAUUGUUUUCCUGCACAUGUUUGGAUAUUCUAAAAUGGUCAGUGGAACGCUUUGUAUGGGUGGCCCUUUUUUAACAUUACGGCGUUACUGUGUCUUAAUUAAACUUUGUGUAUCAGACCAAUGAA
This is a messenger RNA of Conger conger (European conger), 5556 nucleotides long. RefSeq names its product cingulin-like. The record is from RefSeq and is a predicted model, not a curated record. Gene Ontology annotation, cellular component: myosin complex. Lineage: Eukaryota; Metazoa; Chordata; Actinopteri; Anguilliformes; Congridae.